UCUGCAUCGUCAAUGGCAAUGGCAAUGCCAUCUAUGAUCUAUCUUUUGUAGGGGAAAUUUGGAUCUUAGCAAUCUCAAUUUCCCAAAAUCAACACCUCAUUAGCUGUUAGAUUUCACAUGGACCCACCACCACCACCUUUACACAUACUGCUAAAUCUAUCAUACAUCUCAUCUCCUCACAGUGCCAUGCCCACCACUCCAUUUCUCCAUUUGAAAAAAGUAGCAGAAGGAGAAAGGAAAAAAAAAAAGUGUGAGGAGAGACCCAGCUACUGGAUCAUCAUACUUCUUUGAACUAUGGACACCCACCAGAGCCAAGACAUUAGGCAAAAAGUGCUAGACAAGUAUGAUGAAGACAAGUUAAAACAGCAAGUUAAAGAAGGCCUUGCAGCAGCAGCAGCAGCAAAUUCCACUGCAGCUUCACCACCCUCAGCAUCAUCAUCUCCUUCUCAUGAAUUCUCCUUCACAAUAUCCCUCCACUCUUCCUCAACACUGGUCCCUGAAAAGGCCAAGCCUCCACCUUCAUUCGCACUUGAUUUGUCACCGGCAGAUGAGAUCUUCUUCCACGGUCACUUGCUUCCUCUCCACCUCUUAUCUCACCUUCCUGUGUCGCCUCGCUCGUCUACAAAUUCCUUGGAUAGCUUUACCCUGCCCAUCAGAGAAUUAAUGGAUGAUGAUAAAAGACCCACCAGGAAUAGCUGCAUAAGCAAUAGUGACAGCAUAUUCGAUGGAAGCAACAAAGACCAUACACAUCAAAGCAAUGAUUGUGAGACACAGGGAAGACGCAAGAACAAGUCUUUCUCAUUAUUCAGAUUGACGAGACGGCAAAAAGGGUGUGAAGUUACAGAAAGGGAAGAUAAAGAGAAGCACAAAAGGAGGAUAAGAUUUGAUGUGAAUCAUGUCCUAAAGAAAUAUGCGAGAAUGAUUAGGGCACUACCAUUCUUCAGAGAAAGGAGAGAGAAUCUGCAAUUCCCACGGCAAGCUUAUUCAUUUUCGGGUGGUUCAAGCUCAAGAAACAAGCAUGAGAUAAGAGGAAGAAGAGGAGAAUUUUCUGCACCGGCCUCAAUGAGGACAUCCCCAACAAAUAGUGGACUUCUUGUCGCAACAACCACACUUCCUUCUUCUACAAGUGACAGCACUAUGGAGGAGUUGCAGGCUGCAAUUCAAGCGGCCAUUGCUCACUGUAAGAACUCCAUUGCUAAGGAAGAUAAGAUCAAAUGUUAGUGUCAGAUUAUUGCUUUUCAUUUUGAGAUACUGUAGUCAUUUAUAUCUGUAGUUUCCCCUGUAUAAAGUGGUAUAUGUGAAGAAGUUGAAUGAGCAUAAUUGAAGAUUGGUUCAACAAA
Messenger RNA from Tripterygium wilfordii, 1340 nucleotides. RefSeq names its product BRI1 kinase inhibitor 1-like. Gene Ontology annotation, molecular function: kinase inhibitor activity. The record is from RefSeq and is a predicted model, not a curated record. NCBI's taxonomy places the organism in Eukaryota, Viridiplantae, Streptophyta, Magnoliopsida, Celastrales, Celastraceae. Gene Ontology annotation, cellular component: plasma membrane. Bases 295 to 1221 code for a protein of 308 amino acids. The transcript has a single exon.